AUGGCUCAAUCACUCCCUGCUAUGAAGACGAACCCCAAGUUCAUCUUUUUCACCGACUUUGAUGGAACCAUCACCCUCUUUGAUAGUGAGUAUUUGUCUCUUGUAACGUCGCCUUCUGCUGCAACUGACAACGUUGGCUUCGGCUACGAGAAGAGACGUGAGGGUAACAUGAACGUCCUGAACGGUACCGAGAGCUUCAGAGACUCCUUCAAGCGCAUGAUGGACAGUGUCAAGAUGCCUUACGACGAGUGCAUCAAGUACGUCUCAGAAAAUGUCAAGCUCGACCCUGGUUUCAACGACUAUCUGCAGUGGGCCAUCAAGAACAACAUCCCCACAGUUGUUCUGUCAUCUGGCAUGGAGCCCAUCAUCCGCGCCAUCCUCGAGAAGCUUGUUGGAGAGAACGCAAAGUACAUUGAUGUCAUCUGCAACAACAUCCAAGCAAGACCUGGCAAGCAGGUCAACGAGGAAGGUGGCUGGGAACUUGUCUACCACGACGACUCUCACUUUGGUCACGACAAGAGCUUGACCAUCCGUCCUUACGCUCAGCUCCCUGCUGACCAGCGUCCUACUCUGUUCUACGCUGGUGACGGGGUGUCGGAUUUGAGCGCUGCUAAGGAGACUGACCUUCUCUUUGCCAAGUCUGGACACGUNGAGGGCAAGGUCUCCGUCCAGGAGGCUGCCAAGCAAGGUGUCGAGGCCUAUGAGAAGGGCCAGGCUGGUGUCAAACCCACCGCCUAA
This is a messenger RNA of Aureobasidium uvarum, 738 nucleotides long. The record is from the annotation of a GenBank genome assembly. NCBI's taxonomy places the organism in Eukaryota, Fungi, Ascomycota, Dothideomycetes, Dothideales, Saccotheciaceae.